UUCCAUUUUUAUUAAUAUUUCACUUUAAAAACUUUAGAUUUUAGAAGUAGAUACAGAUUUCUCUAUUCGUUUCGUUCUUCGUUUUUUUCUUCCAUUUCCAUCACUUUAUCAAGUAGAAAUCUUUUAUUUCUUUCAACAAUUCACCCCUCCUGAAAAUCAAAUCAACUAAAAUUUUGCUCCAAUUAGCUCUGAUUUAAUUUUAAUGUUUCAUUUUUGCUAUAUGAAUUCCUGAAAAUUGAAAUCAAUUCAAUAAAGGAUGGGGAUUUCAUUUAAAAUUUCUAAGAGAGGAACUAGAGUUAAGCCAAAGCCCGUGAACCCUAAAUCUAAUUCAACCAUUGAAGAUGAUGAACACCCGGUUGAAAUAUCCAGUAUCCCCUCCAAUAAUGUAUUAAAUGGGAAGCAUGAAGAUGCAGUUGGUCUCUCAGGUUCAUCCUUGUCAUCUGGAAGGCAUCAAAUUUCUGUUGAUGAUGAAGUUUCUUUCAUUCUGAACCUCUACCCUGAUGGAUAUACAAUUGGAAAGCCUUCAGAGAAUGAUAGUGAGCUUCAUACUGGUUUUCAAGAAGGUUCAAAGAUGUUACAUCCCUAUGAUCGGACCACGGAAGGUUUCUUCAGUGCUAUCGAGUCUGGUCGCUUGCCUGGCAGUAUUUUGGAUGAUAUUCCGUGCAAGUAUAUUGAUGGCAUUCUCACAUGCGAGGUCCACGAUUACAGAAGAUGCAGGUCUGAUUCUAGAUCCAGUCUUCCUUCAAGUAAUGGUUCUGCAACUAUCAACAAGGUGAAUUUAAAGAUGUCUUUGGAGAACGUUGUGAAGGAUAUUUCUUUAAUGGCGGAUGAUUCCUGGACAUAUGGGGAUCUGAUGGAAGUAGAGUCUCGAAUACUAAAAGCAUUACAACCAAAAUUGUGUCUUGAUCCAAAACCUAUGCUUGAUAGGCUUUGUGAGAGUCCAAUUUGUGUGAAGCUUGACUUGGGUCUGAUGGGAUCACGGAAGAGGAAACUGAGACAAAUUCCCGAAGAUAGCAUUACAUCAAUAAAUAGGUUGCAUGGAAAGAAAAUUUGCGUAGAUCGUACACCUAAUAACUCAAGCUACAGGAUUGGAGAGCAUGGGCCAACAUCAGGUGAUGUAAUGUUGCAGCAGGUCCAAGACAUUGUAGCUGCCCAAGGGAUGGGGAAUCAAAGAAACAUGCAUGAUUCUGUUUUGCAUACACCAGGAGCCUCUCAUGCUGGUCAGGAUAUGCCAAUUUCAUCAUAUGCUGAUAAUAUGAACUCCACUGUUCUUGGAAAAAUGGAUGAUCAAGAAGCGCGGUUGUCAUACUUUACCAAUCUUUGUAAGAGAGCAAAGCUUGGUGGUCCUGACAGUGUUCAUCACCUUGGCCUUCAAGGAUAUCAACUCAUGCAACAACAGCCUAAUGCAAGAGGGAUCGCCAAUCAGGAUGGUCUGAAACUGGAGAAGGCAGACUCCAUCAUGGUCAAAACUGAUAUGCCAAUAAUGGAAGCCGAAGGCAGUUUCAUGGACCCAAGAUUCCAGCAAAAGUUUCAGCAACAAUCACUCUUGAGAACUGCUAAUCAACAACCAGGCUGGAAUAAUCUGAACCAUCAAGUUGAGAAAGAAUUUAAAAAGGAAGAACAUUACCAGAAGAGGAAACUUAUCCAAAGUCCACGUCUUUCUGCUGGUGCUAUAGCUCAGUCACCAUUAACAGUGAAAUCUACAGAGGUGUCUUGUGGUUCAAUGGGGACACCUUAUGGGGCAGCUUCUUCAGCUGCUUCCCUUGGACAAUUGCAUAGAGAAAAAUCAGCUAUGGCAGGUAAUCCUGCAGCUGUUCUUAGUACAUCAAUAACCUCAAGUGCCAAUGAUUCCAUGCAAGCCCAACAUCAAGUACAACUUGGUUCGAAGAGAAGAUCAAAUUCUCUUCCCAAGACCCAAGUAAUAAGUGGAAUUGGCUCUCCUGCUAGUGUCAAUACUAUGGGUGGUUCAAUGAAUGCAUCAAGCCCAUCUGUGAACACCCCACAACUAAUUGAUCAAAGCAUGCAGGAUAGAUUUGCGAAGAUUGAAAGGGUAGCUAUGAGGUACCAGCUGAAUUGUAAGAAGAAUAAGGCUGAUUUAUAUCCUAGGAGACCUCAAACAUUUUCUUCUAAGGAACUUCAGAUCCGCCUUGCUAAUGCUUGCAAUGAUGAGUAUGCUAAGGAUGAAUUAUCGACAAGCAUGUCAAACUCACUACAUGGUGGGAACAUGAACUUUUGCAAAAUAAGGACUAUCACAGUGCAGUCUCAAGCAAAUAUGCUUCCAGCUUCAGUUAAAACAAAGCUGAUUAUGUCAGAGAAGCCAAAUGGCACAGUUGCAUUGCAUUAUGGAGAUUUGGAUGCUCAUGUUUUCUAUGAAGUGGAAGAUUACCUACCUAUACUACCAAAUACUCAUAUGGCGGAUUUGCUUGCAAUGCAGUUCGUUGCUUGGAUGGAUCGGGAGGGCUAUUUCAUUGAUGAUCAAGUCCAACUCAGACCACCUCGUAAUCCUAAUCUUUCAAAUGGCCAAUCAAAUGGAUCAGUUGUCCCUACUAGUGAUCCUGCUUCCGAAAUGCCAAUGUAUCCGGAAUCAGUUUCUGGGCAGCAGACAACAAUGGAGGCCAAGCCAAAUGUUUCUAUUUCUCCUGUGAGUUCAACACUGGAUGUCCUGCCGAGCUCUGGGAUGCUUCCUCCUGGAAAUUCACAAGCGUUGCAGAUGUCGCAGUCUCUUAUGUCAGGGGUAACAAUGCCACCUAGAUCACAACAGACGGACCCACAACUACCGCUUCAGCCGCAACAGCAGCCGCAACAACUGCCUCUGCAGAAUCAACCUUUGGUAUCGCAGCAACAACCUCAGUUCCAACGCUCUCCCCUAAUGCUGCCAACCAAUUCAGGGCCUCAAUUAAAUUCAUUUGGGCCCGGUUCGAAUUUGCCACUAGGUAAUCACAUGGGUAAUAAAGCUUCUUCUCUACAACUUCUGCAACAGCAACAUCAACAACAGACGCAGGCGCAGCAAACACAGCCCCAAAUGCAGCGCAGGAUGAUGAUGGGGCUUGGGCCAACGAUGGGUAUGGGGAACAUCGGCAACAACCUGGUUGGCCUUGGGGGGAUGGGUAAUGUUAUGGGGAUUGGUGGAGCAAGAGGUAUUACUGGAGCUGGAUUGUCUGCACCUAUGGGUCCCAUUUCAGGAAUUGGGGGCAACAUGAGUCAGAACCAGAUAAACUUGAGCCAAGCAAAUGCUAUAAGCCAGCAUCUUCGCUCUGGCCCUUUGAGUUCACCGCAAACGCAGGCAGCCCUUGCGCAACGACUAAAGUUUUUGCAUAGUAGAGGUAUAUUGGCAGGAAAUCAAUCUGGUAUAGGUGGUAUGCCAGGUGGGGCGCGGCAGAUGCAGCAAGGCUCCACUGGGCUCUCAAUGUUGGGUCAACCUUUGAAUCGAGGAAACAUCAGCCCAAUGCAACGGACUACAAUGAACCCGAUGGGUAUGGCUAGAUUAAUGCCGGGAAUGAAUGUUCCGUUAAGCCAGCAGCAACAGUUGCAGCUCCAACAAAAUCAGCUUUUGCAGCAGCAGCAGCAGCCGCCCCAACAGCAUCAGCAACAACAAUUGCAGCAGCAACAGCCACAACUACAGCAGCAGCAAAUGAAUCAACAGCAAGAAGCCAAUUCCCCUCUGCAGGCUGUGGUUUUACCCCAACAGAUGGGUUCACCUUCAACACUCGGAAUUCCGCAACACAUGAAUCAACAGCAACCCAGCCCACAGCAAAUGGUUCAAAGGACUCCGAUGAGCCCACCUUUGAGUUCCGGGCCCAUGCAUCCGAUGAGUACUGGUAACCCAGACCCAUGUCCAGCGAGUCCGGCUUUGAGCUCUCAAACAUUAGGCUCCGUUGGGAGCAUAACCAAUUCUCCUAUGGAUUUGCAAGGUGUGAAUAAGAGCAACUCUGUUACUAAUACAUAGUUGAACACAAUGACUCAUUUAUUGGUCAUGCUUCUCGAUUACCGUGGAUUGACGUAGCUAGCGGGCGCGGAAUCCGUUUAGCAUUUUACUGGACCAUUUUUUGCUUGUAAAUUCUUGUUCAUGGGAUAGUCAAUAGUGUCAGUUGUCAAUUUGUUAUGGCCAAGUUAUUUACAUGUAAGUCAAAGAACUAGUUCUAUUUUAUGUAGCAAAUUUUAUAUCAAGUACAAUAGUAAUCUAAUUACUUGAAUCAUAAUGUUCAGUUUAAGGGCAGCAAAAA
Messenger RNA from Amaranthus tricolor (Joseph's coat), 4223 nucleotides. Its product is annotated as protein PHYTOCHROME-DEPENDENT LATE-FLOWERING. Gene Ontology annotation, cellular component: SAGA complex. NCBI's taxonomy places the organism in Eukaryota, Viridiplantae, Streptophyta, Magnoliopsida, Caryophyllales, Amaranthaceae. Bases 257 to 3946 code for a protein of 1229 amino acids. The transcript has 13 exons. The record is from RefSeq and is a predicted model, not a curated record. Gene Ontology annotation, biological process: regulation of transcription by RNA polymerase II. Gene Ontology annotation, molecular function: transcription coregulator activity.